Messenger RNA from Aureobasidium musti, 270 nucleotides. The record is from the annotation of a GenBank genome assembly. NCBI's taxonomy places the organism in Eukaryota, Fungi, Ascomycota, Dothideomycetes, Dothideales, Saccotheciaceae.
AUGCCUUCCCAAGUUCUCGACAUCAAGCAGUUCAUUGAGAUCUGCCGCCGCAAGGACGCUUCCUCGACAAAGACUGAUUUUUGGAUGCUGCUACAGNCUGCCCGUGUCAAGAAGACCAACGCCCAGCAGAUCAAGUUCAAGGUCCGCUGCAACCGUUACCUGUACACCCUCGUCCUCAAGGACCAGGACAAGGCCGAGAAGCUGAAGCAGCNNCUUACCAUCUCUGACGUCCCCAAGAAGAACCAGAAGGGCAAGCGCGUCGCCAAGUAA